AUUAUUCCCGAGUUGUGAUCAUCAACGACCACAGUGCAACAACAUAAACCCCAAAAACCCUAACCCCGUGUCCUUUUUCACUCUCCCUCUCUCUCUCUCUCUCUCUCUCUCUCUCUCUAUCUCUUCAUCAGGUUCCGCGGCAAACAUCACCACAGAGGCGAAGAUGGUUGGAGACAGAACAAAGAAGUUGAAAGUUGCUGAGAAUUCAGAAGAUGUUGACGGAGAACUCGUUGUCACCGUCGAGAAGUUGCAAGAGAUCCAAGACGAACUCGAAAAGAUCAACGAUGAAGCAAGUGAUAAGGUUCUCGAAAUUGAGCAGAAGUACAAUGAGAUAAGGAAGCCAGUUUAUGAUAAGCGAAAUGAGAUCAUCAAAUCUAUUCCUGACUUCUGGUUGAAUGCUUUUUUGAGUCAUCCUACUCUUGGUGAACUUUUGAACGAGGAAGAUCAAAAGAUAUUUAAGUAUUUGAGUUCUCUUGAGGUUGAAGAUAACAAAGAUGUCAAAUCUGGAUAUACAAUCACCCUUAAUUUCAAUCCCAAUCCCUAUUUUGAGGAUUCAAAACUUUCAAAGACUUUUACUUUCCUUGAGGAAGGAACAACAAAGAUCACUGCUACCCCCAUAAGAUGGAAAGAGGGCAAGGGAAUACCCAAUGGUGUCAAUCAUGAGAAGAAAGGGAACAAACGGGCUCCUACUGAUGUCAGUUUCCUUAGUUGGUUUUGUGACUGUGAGCAGAAAGAUGAUAUGGAAGAUAUUCAUUAUGAGGUUGCAGAAUUAAUCAAGGAUGAUUUAUGGUCCAAUCCACUCAUUUAUUUCAACAAUGAGGAGCCUGAUGAAGAGGAUGCUGAUGAUGAAGCUGAUGAUGAGGUAAUUGAAGUUCCCUUUUUCUUGGAAAAAAUACAGGAAAAAGACGAGGAUGACUCUGAUGAUGAUGACCAAGAGGAUGAUGAGGGUGAAGAUGAGGAAGGAAACUGAAAAUGCAUUAUGGUGGCGUGACCUGUUUAUUUUUUUCUUCUGGUUUGAGUAUGUAUUAGGCUUUUGGGCGUGCAGACCAUGGCCAUUCUUUCGUUGCAUUAACUCAUGUCAGCAAGUGGAGCUACCCAGGCCAGUUAGUGGUUCUCUGACCAUAAUUUAUUAUUUACCCUGUGAAUUAUUUCUGCUACUAGUUUCAUCCAUCGUGAACUUUUAGUGAUACUCAUAGUAUAUUAGCUUUCUCUCUUGGGUUUUUGUUGUGAACUAUAUAGGAAAUUACUGCAUUUAUUUAUUGUAUAGCUGUUCGGCUUUGCAUAAGAAUAUUACCUUAAAAGGCUUCAAGGCUAUCUCAGCGGUUUUUCUCCCGCAAGAUUACUAUUGUCGGAAAGAAUCUUCUUUCUGUUCAAUCUUUACAUGCAUAACUUUACUGUCGCAACCGAAACAUAAAUGCACGGUCAUUUGAAUUUGUAUUGUCCCCA
This is a messenger RNA of Cicer arietinum (chickpea), 1446 nucleotides long. RefSeq names its product NAP1-related protein 2-like. Gene Ontology annotation, cellular component: nucleus. Gene Ontology annotation, biological process: nucleosome assembly. The record is from RefSeq and is a predicted model, not a curated record. NCBI's taxonomy places the organism in Eukaryota, Viridiplantae, Streptophyta, Magnoliopsida, Fabales, Fabaceae.